Messenger RNA from Notodromas monacha, 2389 nucleotides. The record is from the annotation of a GenBank genome assembly. Lineage: Eukaryota; Metazoa; Arthropoda; Ostracoda; Podocopida; Cyprididae.
UGAUACUUCAAUACCAACUUUUUUAUUGGUAGGAAGUGAACUGUUCAAAAAAUAUUUUAAACUAUUGAUGGAAAACUCCGUAACGUUCGAAUGCGUAAAUGUUAAGUUGAAGCUAUUUGAAGAUUUUCUAACAUUUUAUUAUCAGAAGCAGCAAUGCCGUUAUCAGCAGCACGGAGAGAUAGGAAUAAGUGGCAUCUUGAGUAGUUCAUUAUGUGAGGCGUUCAUUAUCCAGGGUAUCAUUUUACGGCCGGAAGAGAAAGCUUACAAAGAAGGUUAUCUAGAAUAAAUUUUGGGAGGAGAAAUAAUGACAAAAGCAGACUUGAUUUGAAAUUUCGUGUCGCACCGUGCGUCGAGAGUGAUUUUUUUGUAUUUUUCUUUUCGGCGUUAACUCCGUCUGGGAAAAGUUUCAAACGCUGUUCGUAUAAAAUUAUUUCGUUUCGUCGAAUUGCAGACAAAGUGAGAAAUGGAAGCGUUUCCCCUCGCGGUAGCGACGCUGUUGGCGUGGUGUUGCGUGUUCGCCGCAGGGGACGCCGACAAGCCGCCGCCGCCCAACUUGGUGGUCUUCUUGGUGGACGACCUGGGCUACGGGGACGUCGGUUGCUUCGGCAAUCAGUCCCUCCCGACGCCCAACAUCGAUCGGCUGUGUCGCGAAGGCGUGAAACUGUCGCAGCACAUCGCGGCGUCGCCGAUUUGCACGCCGAGUCGCGCCGCCUUGCUCACUGCGCGAUAUCCGGUGUCCAUUGGGAUGGAGUCGUCCCGGUUGAACAGGGUCUUCCUCAACCUCGCGUCCACUGGAGGAUUGCCGGUAGGCGUGAAAACGCUGCCACGGGUGCUGCAAGAAUCCGGCUAUUCCACAGCGCUGAUUGGCAAAUGGCACUUGGGGCUCCACUGCGGGUUCCCGCCCGACUUUUGCCACCACCCCAACAGCCACGGGUUCGACUACUUCUACGGCCUGCCGUUGACCAACCUCCGGGACUUUGGCAACAACGACGGUCUACAUUCCUCUGUGCUGAAACCCUUUAUGCAUCUCGUGACGGCUGCCUGGGUGUCGUUGAUGAUUUCCGCGCUGACUUUCUUGUGGCUGGUGACGAAGCGGGCGUGUGCAGCUGCGAUGGUGUUCCUGCUGAUGUGCUCCGUUUUGGGAUGCGUGCUGAUGCCGUUGCACAAUUUUCGCACGUUUUCUGGGGUCUUGAUGAAGAACUUGGACGUGGUGGAACAGCCGUUGGAUUUGGACGGAUUGACUGAACGCUUUGUUGGGGAAGCCAUGAACUUUAUUGAUCAGCAGGCAUCAGACGACAAACCUUUCCUGUUAUUUCUCGCCUUCACGCACGUGCACACAGCAUUGGUGCCAGGGAACAAAUUCAGAGGCAAGAGUCAAUUCGGUGCUUACGGGGACAGCGUGAUGGAGGUGGACCACAGCAUGGGACAGAUCCUGGCCCAGCUGGACGCCCUGGACUUGACUGACAACACAGUGGUGUACUUCAGCUCGGACAAUGGUGCUCAUCAGGAGGAGACCAUGGGAGACGGUUCCCCAGCUGGGGGAUCCAAUUUCCCGCUCAAGGGAGGCAAGGGCAUGGGCAGCAUGGAAGGCGGCAUCCGGGUUCCGUCUGUGAUUAGGUAUCCGAAAGUAUUCCCUGCUGGUCGAGAAGUUGCAGUUCCGACGAGUCAGAUGGACUUGUUGCCGACUUUCGCGUCGCUGGCUGGCUUGAAUGUGGACACCCGUCGGAUGGACGGGAAGGAUUUGACUCAAGUGCUCAGCAAUGGGACUGAUGAUUCCCCGCACAAGGUGCUGCUUCAUUUUUGUGGGACGUAUCUGCAUGGGGCUCGUUACGUGGAAGACGUGGACCAUGUUUGGAAGGUUAUCUUUGCCCACCCGAAAUUCUUGCCCGGAACGUACAGAUGCGAGUUCAUCUGUUUCUGCACCCCCGGGGACGUGGUCACACUGGACCCACCCCUGGUCUACAACAUUCAGGAGGACAUGACUGAGAAGCAUGCGUUGAACCCGGCGACGGACAAGUAUCGACAAGUAUUGGACCUUGUGAAAAGCGCAGCGCGGGAUUUGGACGAGGCUCUGAUGGUGAACCCACCAGAGGACCAGUUCAGCAUUUUGAACUCAAUUUGGCGGCCUUGGCUUCAGCCUUGUUGCGAUUUCGGGAAAAUGUGCAGCUGUGAUUCGUGAUUUCAUCCCUCGACUGCGUAUUUGAGCGUUUUUAUUUUUCCAUGAGCUUCUGUUUUUUUUUGUUUUUUCAUCUUGUGACGCGUCUCUCGGACUUUUGGCGUUUUUCAAUCGAAUCAGUGUAUUUUUGUUAGCUUUUUUUUCCGUUUUUUUCUACCAUGUAUGUGUGCCAUAUGUGGAGUAUUCUGUUUUUUUUUUUUUUUUUUUUUUUUU